Epinephelus lanceolatus (giant grouper) is the source of this 3045-nucleotide messenger RNA. Its product is annotated as dysbindin-like. Gene Ontology annotation, cellular component: cytoplasm. The record is from RefSeq and is a predicted model, not a curated record. NCBI's taxonomy places the organism in Eukaryota, Metazoa, Chordata, Actinopteri, Perciformes, Serranidae. Gene Ontology annotation, biological process: negative regulation of protein kinase activity.
UCCCUACAACCCUACUGAGCCUGUCUGACAGAGAGAGCAAAGACAGCGCGCGUGUGUGUCUAUGUGUGUGUGAGAAACACAGAGAGGCAGCCGAGAUGAGAGUGUGAAGCAUUGAGAGGGAAAACCUCGAAAGAACAGCAAAGGAGAUCAGAAAAGGGGGGGAGGGAGACAGUGAACACAGCAAAAAAGGCAGAGUGGAGGAAAGAGAAGAGAAGAGAAGAGAAGAGAAGAGAAGAGAAGAGAAGAGAAGAGGGAGAUAAAGUGUAAAUGUGAACGUACUAUCUUUAACAGUCCUGGUGCCAAAGUCAAGAGAUGCAAUGACUAGAUGACCAGCCACUACACACACCAGCAUCCUGUCCUGGAGCCUUGACAGGAGGUGGGGGGACAAGAAAAAUCCACACAGACACACACACUCAAAGGCAAAACGCUCUGUUCAACCAGUCCCACGUCCACUGGAUCAUGUCGUCUACCGGGUCAACCAACCACAACAAGCGCCUGGCAUCUGAGACAGACAUCUCUCAGCGGGUGCUGGACAAUGAUUCUGCGCAGCACCUGAAGCUGAGGGAGAGACAGCGCUUCUUUGAGGAGGUCUACCAGCAUGACGUGGACAACUACGUGCCCUCUUCUCACCUACAGGUCGACUGCAGGAAACCCCCCAUGGGAAGUAUCUCCUCUAUGGAGGUGAACGUGGACGUCCUGGAACAGAUGGACCUGAUGGACAUCUCUGACCAGGAGGCCCUCGACGUGUUCCUCAACUCAGGCUCAGGAGCAGACGAGGGCGCGCUGGCAUCUCCGCUACCAGAAGGUGAAGAAGAAGAAGAGGAUGAAGAGGAUGAAGAUGCAGAGGUUGUCUACAGGGAGCGCGCAACUUUGAAACGGCAAGACGAAAUUAACCGCGGCUCAAAGUCUCGUAUGUCCUCCACAUCAUCUGGUUCCAGUGAUACCAGCGGGGCUGGAGCCGACACACCUGUGAUCCAGUCAGACGAUGAAGAAGUCCAUGCUGACACUCUGCUGCUGACCUCUGUUCCCCACGCCAGGGAUGAAGAAACAGAGGAGGAGGACGAGGAGGAAAGAUGCCUUGCAACUAAAUCGCCAUAAAGACUGAAUUUAACUCUCUGUAGACAUAUAAAGAGAGUGUAUAAAGAGUGUGAAAUCUCUCUGUCUCUACAUUAGCAAUCCUUUCCUUUGGGAAAAAAAAAUCCUAGCAUGGUUGACCUGGCUGUAAUUUGCUGCGUCUUUUGAAUGUUCUCCUGAGUACACUGGAUUUUCCUUUACAACUAUAAAUCUAUUUUUCCUAGUAAGUGUUUAACACUCUACUUGUUGAAAUUGUCUGUUGAAAUUUUGGCAGUGGUGUCUGAGGUUUUCUUACAUCUAUAUGCAAAUACCUUGAGUCAUCCUAGUCCCAUGCAAUGACAUGCUCUGGCUGAGUUAAAAAGAAACAAAGCAAGAUGUCAGUUCAAGUUCUGUUCCUCUCACUGCCAGAGGGAAACCUCUCUCCUGCCCAUUUUGUGUCUUUAAAGCACAGGCGCCAAACAGCAGAGUAAGAAAGAAAGGUACUACAGUGCAUCUUUGCUUUACAGACUUUCUGGGUAAAACACAAGUUUAAAUAAACCAGGUGCAAAAUAUUUUUAAUUUAUAAUACAUCUGGAGCCAGAUGCAUAAACCAUGUGUACGCACACAAACCAUACGUAAGCCUUUUCCCACACAUACACUGGUAUUUAUGAAGGCGUAAUGUGCUGUGGGAAUGUGCUGCAGGUGAUAUGGUAAGGAGCAGAUUAAAUAUAAAUUGAGAGACGUGUAACAUUGUUUUUAGUUUGCCAAUUCUGCUAAUUGUUUUAUCAUUCUGCUGUCUGCAUUCUGUAAAAUGUCAAUCAAGGGUGCAUCUCCCUGUUAAUGAUCGUUUAAUGUUACCCUGUGAAGCACUUUAUGAAGUCAGUUACAACAUAAGCAGUAUGACUGAAUCACUGAUCAUCUUUCACACAUUUAAAAAUGUCGAUUGACAUUUUGCCAUGAUGAUGGUUUGCAGAAAUGUGAUGAACUUCUGGUAUGGUCACUACAAAUAUCCACAGAUGUGCGCUCUGGCAUCGUUGGAGAACCUCACGAUGUAACACAGUUGGUGAAAAAACACUUUCUGUACCUGAUUUGUUACGAACAGGUCCAACGAGUGGUGGAGCGAACACAAGUAUCAAUAUGCAAAUUUUUGUGUAGGGGCGUUUCUGAAUCCAUUUAUGCAACCUGUGGGUGUGAAAAUCAUGCUAGUGCAAGUACGCCUAGCACCGCAAUAACCGAGAUUUAUCAGGGGCACACACGGAGUUAUCAGUCUUUCAAAAUACACAUGCAUAUUUUUGCCAUUGUGCGUACACACAGUUUCCGUCGUAAAUCUACAGUGUUUUAUGCAUCCGGCCCCUGAACUCUGAGGACUUUGGAGUUUCCUCUUCUUUACUGGCAUUAUGAUUACAGUAGAUAGCACCACAAUGAGAAUUACAAACACUGAGGCCUCAGACUGACAGAUCUGUGAAUGCAUGUAUUAAAGAGCAAUCUGACUGGGCUGACUUCAAGGGAGCAAUCGUCAUAAAUCUAUUGCCACGUGCAUGUGUAUACUAUGGAACUGUGUCUGUAAACGCAUGCCAUUUUGUUCUUGUUAAUGACUAUAUGUUUGUUAUUAUGUAACUGCAGAGGGUUGCAUUGCUGAACUAUGCAGGCGACGCCAGAACAUAAUGCCAAGAAGCUCCUCUCAUCAAUGUGAGGUGUAACUUGGGAGUUUUAAACAAGCGGUGAGACUAUGAUUCAGCUGACAAAGAUUUGUUGUUUCUGCACAGUGUGUGUGUUUGUGUGGGUGUUAGAGUAUGUGAAUGUGUGCGUGUGUUUGUGAGGGUGUGGGUGGUUAAUAUAACAAUACAACAGGUAUUCCCCUGGUUGAACCUAAAGCUACUUUCAAAACCUUUUUACAGUGUUCAUUAUGGUGUGUAUUUGUUCCCCGUUUGAAGAUCUUGCAAUGAACUAAAUAAAAGUGAAACAGAUGUUAAAACCGCUGAACUUACUGUA